UUUUCCAUUACCUCACCAAGCGCAAUUUUUGGUGUUUUUUUCUAAUUUGUGUACAUUUUUUAACGUAAUUACUUUAUUUACACAAAAGUCACCAACAGUUAAUAAGUGAACGUUUUUUUCGUAUGAGAGUCAGGCGUUUUUUAAGUAAAAGCCGGGCCCUAACCUCAAACUAGUGUCGAAAAAUGAGUUUUUUGCGCUGUGGUUUCGCCCGUGUCCGUUACUUUUGCAUCCAAAGUGUUGGAAAAGUCAACUAUUUCGUGCCUAAAGCCCCCACACGGUCAAAAAUCGACCGGAAUAAGUUGCCCCCACGCACUAGCAUUGACGCUAAAACUAUAGCCCUUCUAGAGCGUUUAUCACUCGUUGAUUGCGCUAAUAAACAGGGGAUAGAGACAUUGGAGGACGCUAUUGCCUUUGCCGACCAAAUCCAACAAGUGGACACUUCAAACAUCGAGCCUUUAGUUACGGUUUUGGAAGACAGGCCGUUACGGACGCGGGAAGACUGUGUUACUGAAGGUAACUGUCGUGAGGAUAUUUUACAAAACGCUGAAAUCACCGAAGAGGAGUAUUUUAUCGCCCCCCCUGGAAACAUCCCCCUGGAGCCUCGCGAGGAUUUGCUGCACGAUGACGUUCGAAAAGAUCGUGAAACUGUGUGA
This is a messenger RNA of Tribolium castaneum (red flour beetle), 653 nucleotides long. It is a transcript of the gene GatC, whose product is annotated as Glutamyl-tRNA amidotransferase, subunit C. Lineage: Eukaryota; Metazoa; Arthropoda; Insecta; Coleoptera; Tenebrionidae. The transcript is spliced from 2 exons. Gene Ontology annotation, cellular component: glutamyl-tRNA(Gln) amidotransferase complex; mitochondrion. Gene Ontology annotation, molecular function: glutaminyl-tRNA synthase (glutamine-hydrolyzing) activity. Gene Ontology annotation, biological process: glutaminyl-tRNAGln biosynthesis via transamidation; mitochondrial translation; regulation of translational fidelity. The record is from RefSeq and is a predicted model, not a curated record. The coding region runs from base 183 to 653 and encodes 156 amino acids.